AUGUCUGACAUCAAGAACGAAAAGGUCGAAGAACAAGAAUUACCACAAAUCAUUAAGAUUAGAAUUACUUUAACUUCUACCAAGGUUAAACAAUUGGAAACUGUUUCUAACAACAUUAUCAGAAAUGCUGAACAAUUCCAAUUAGUCAAGAAGGGUCCAGUCAGAUUACCAACCAAGGUUUUAAAGAUCUCCACCAGAAAGACUCCAAAUGGUGAAGGUUCCAAGACUUGGGAAACCUAUGAAAUGAGAAUCCACAAGAGAUACAUCGACUUACAAGCCCCAGUUCACAUUGUUAAGAGAAUCACUCAAAUCACUAUUGAACCAGGUGUCGAUGUUGAAGUUGUUGUUGCUUCUGACUAA
This is a messenger RNA of Arxiozyma heterogenica, 360 nucleotides long. It is a transcript of the gene RPS20, whose product is annotated as 40S ribosomal protein uS10 RPS20. Gene Ontology annotation, cellular component: cytosolic small ribosomal subunit; ribosome. Bases 1 to 360 code for a protein of 119 amino acids. Gene Ontology annotation, biological process: translation. Gene Ontology annotation, molecular function: structural constituent of ribosome. The transcript has a single exon. The record is from RefSeq and is a predicted model, not a curated record. NCBI's taxonomy places the organism in Eukaryota, Fungi, Ascomycota, Saccharomycetes, Saccharomycetales, Saccharomycetaceae.